ACUGGCCUCCCUUAAGGCUUGUUCAGCAUCUCUCAUCAGAAUUAUGGGUUUCCCACUCUUGCCAGCUCUCAUUCUGUUACUAGCCGUGGUCUCUCCCUUAGCGAGCUCGGCGACCAUUCUACCCCGACAGAGUAAGGUCACCCUGACUUCAUUCUCCUACGCAGGCACCGCCUGCAGCGCAGGCAGCGUGUCGUCGACCAUCAACCGCAACGGAUCGAUCAUCACCUUCGGCUUCGACCUUUUCCAGACGUACUACGGUCCCAGCUAUCCCGUCGCAGAGAGGUACAAGAACUGCAUCCUCUACCUCCGACUCGGCUACCCGCUCGGCAGCAAAUUCGAGAUUGUGGGCGUAACCUACCGUGGACAGGCCAGGCUGGACGCCGGGAUGAACGCCACCAUCGAGACGAAAUACCUCAUCUCCAGCCCCGGAGCAGCCGACGGCAGCACCGUAACCCGAGUGAGGUCCACCAGUGAGCUGGUUGGGGAAUACACGUCCACCGAUACCAUUCCGACCGAAUCGAGAACCGCCUCCCACUGUGGCUUAGAGGAGGCCUACGUGCAGAUUCGCACCCGGGUCAAGUUGACCGCCACCAGCACCUCGGUUUCGGGCAGUGCGUAUGAUGAGUCCCCUUUUUCGCUUGAUUAUCAGCAGCUUCACCUGGGUUGGUCGGUCUGUCAGGAUUAAUCGUACCGGCAUGUGGUAGCGGGAGGAGGGCGAGUUCGAGUGGGGGACUGGUUUCAAUGGAUUCGAUGAGCACAAGUCAAAACAU
Parathielavia appendiculata is the source of this 770-nucleotide messenger RNA. RefSeq lists its product as uncharacterized. The transcript has a single exon. NCBI's taxonomy places the organism in Eukaryota, Fungi, Ascomycota, Sordariomycetes, Sordariales, Chaetomiaceae. The record is from RefSeq and is a predicted model, not a curated record. The coding region runs from base 44 to 685 and encodes 213 amino acids.